This is a messenger RNA of Phymastichus coffea, 748 nucleotides long. Its product is annotated as glutathione S-transferase-like. Lineage: Eukaryota; Metazoa; Arthropoda; Insecta; Hymenoptera; Eulophidae. Gene Ontology annotation, molecular function: glutathione transferase activity. The transcript has 4 exons. The record is from RefSeq and is a predicted model, not a curated record. Bases 140 to 748 code for a protein of 202 amino acids. Gene Ontology annotation, biological process: glutathione metabolic process.
CUUCUUACAAUGAGCUGCUUUUAUUAUUAGUGAUGUUAACGCGCUACAUAUUUUCUGCACAGUCCGUAUGUAAAAAAUUUCUACUGCGCUUUUCUUUUCUAUAAAUAAGCAACAAAAAAGGCAAUUUUAAUUCGACAAAAUGCCUGUUUACAAAUUGAUGUAUUUCAACAUUAAAGGCAUCGCCGAAUCGAUUCGAUGGCUUUUCGCCUAUGCUGGUGUCAAUUACGAGGAUCGGCGUGUCUCCGAGGAUGAAUGGAAGACUCUCAAACCAACAAUGCCAUUCAACCAAAUGCCAGUACUAGAUGUUGAUGGCAAGAGGGUCAAUCAAUCAACGGCAAUCUGUCGUUAUCUGGCUAAACAAUUUGGUCUUGCUGGUAACGACGAUUGGGAAAAUUUUGAAAUCGAUGCUGUUGUCGAUACUAUUAACGAUCUUCGCAUAAAGGUGAACGCAGCGUGGUAUGAAAAAAUAGCCGAGUCUAAAGUCCGGCAGCAACAGGUAGCCGAAGAGAUGACAGAAUUAUUUAUCGACCGUCUCGAGGAUUUAGUAAAAUGCAACGGCGGUCACCUUGUGGGUGGCAAACUUACUUGGGCAGAUAUUAUGUUAGCCUCCACACUCGAGUUAAUCAAUUUCCGAAUGGGCAGAGAUGUGAUUGAGAAAGCUGAACGCUUGAAGGCUCUGAGAGAAAACGUUCAGGCUGUACCCGCGAUCAAAGCUUGGUUGGAGAAACGUCCAAAGACUGAUUAUUAA